Sesamum indicum (sesame) is the source of this 1364-nucleotide messenger RNA. RefSeq names its product GDSL esterase/lipase At1g71691. Gene Ontology annotation, molecular function: hydrolase activity, acting on ester bonds. The record is from RefSeq and is a predicted model, not a curated record. Lineage: Eukaryota; Viridiplantae; Streptophyta; Magnoliopsida; Lamiales; Pedaliaceae.
UAAGCACUCCCUCAAGUCUCAGUCUCAGUCUCGACCCUGACACUCACACACAAGAAAAUUUAUUUUCUUGAGAAUGGCUGAUAACAAGUCGAGCUUUUGUGGGCUUUGUUUGAUUUUUUUGGUGUUAAGUGCAAAUAAUACAAGUCUUGGAAGGGGUCAAGAAGAUGCGUUUGCACCGGAAGGCAGUCAAAGGAGGAGAGAGUUAGUCCCGGCCAUGUUCAUUUUUGGUGACUCUCUCAUAGACAACGGCAACAAUAAUAACUUGCCUUCUUUUGCUAAAGCCAACUAUUUACCUUACGGCAUUGAUUUCAAUGGCGGACCGACCGGACGCUUCUCCAAUGGUUACACAAUGGUUGAUACCAUUGCCGAAUUGCUUGGACUACCACUAAUUCCCGCCUACUCUGAGGCUUCUGGUGAUCAAAUGCGGUAUGGAGUUAAUUAUGCCUCUGCUGCUGCUGGUAUCCUUGACAUCACAGGCAGAAACUUUGUUAGUCGGAUUCCGUUUAACCAGCAAAUCAAAAACUUUGAGAACACUCUUGAUCAAAUCACAGACAGUCUUGGUGCACCAGACGUGGCACAGGCUCUAGCUAAGUGCAUUUUCUUUGUUGGGAUGGGCAGCAAUGACUACCUCAACAAUUAUCUCAUGCCAAAUUAUGACACAAAGUAUCAGUAUAAUGCUCAACAAUAUGCAGAUCUCUUGGUUCAACAAUACUCCCAGCAGCUCACUAGGUUGUACAAUCUUGGAGCUAGGAAAUUUGUGAUAGCAGGGCUGGGACUAAUGGGUUGCAUUCCAAGCAUCCUUGCUCAGAGCAGCAAUGGUAUAUGCUCAGAAGAAGUCAACCAACUUGUUCUUCCAUUUAAUACAAAUACUAAGGCUAUGAUCAACAAUCUUAGUGCUAAUCUUCCGGGCGCUAGAUUUUCUUACAUCGACAUCCGAAAUAUGUUUCGAGAUCUCCUUGCCAAUGCUGGAUCAUAUGGAUUUAGCGUGUUAAACCGAGGCUGUUGUGGCAUUGGGAGGAACAGAGGGCAGAUCACUUGUCUUCCAUUCCAGACGCCAUGUCCAGAGAGGAAUCAGUACAUAUUCUGGGAUGCAUUCCACCCAACAGAAGCUGUAAAUGUCUUGUUUGGACAAAAAGCUUUCAACGGAAACACUGAACUUGUUUACCCCAUAAACAUUGAGCAACUUGCCAAUCUUUGAUUUUGCAGUCAAAUCUGGCAAUCCCCAAUCUUAAUGUAAAACUUACCACCCUCCUUUCUUGUGAUCUGCUGCUAAGUUCAUUAGACUGUCUAGAAUCAACUUGUGGGGCGAAAAGUUGUAGGAAAUUUCAUCAAGGGAACAGUAGUAAAUUUUCACCUCUGCUAAA